GCGCCAAUUACUAUCACCUGGCGGGCAGCUACCGCAUUACCCACUGCCGCCGCGCGCGCGACCACGCGCCGCUCAGCACGCGGUCGCUCCGGAACGCUCCGUGUCGGUCCGCGGCCAUCCGCCGGCUCCGGCUGCGACUCGAUCGAUUCUCUCGACGCCUGAACGCCUGACGCCUGCACCCCGUCCUCGCGUCAUGCACCGGACUCGCCCCGGACUAGUGCCCGCGAAUAUGAAACUGUGAAGUGAGUGCGGACUGUGACGAGAACUUUACGUGUUUAUUCAAGUUCAACGAUCAAUUUUUAAAAGUGAAAAAUGACGUCCCAAUUCGCCUUCCGAGGAUCUCCUCCGAAUCAGAGCACCAUAUCGACAGCCUCCAACAGUCCGCCGCCGACGCAGGCGGGGAUGAGCGGUGGGGCGGGCGGCGCAAGCGGCGCGGCGCGGCCGAGUUCGCCCGCCCCCGCAAGCCGCUGCUGCGACACCGGCCGUCCUAUAUUCCAGGACCCCAUCACGGGACAGACUGUGUGCUCGUGUCAAUACGAGUUUCUUAACUACCAGCGACUCGCGUCUGGCGUGCCGCUGUCCAUGUACAGCGCUCCAUACCCUGACGCAGCUACAGCAGCCGGCAUGGCCGCCUACUUCCCAGCUCUCGCCGCGGAUCAGCCCCCGUUCUACGCGAACACAGCGGCAGGGAUCGAGCUGAAAGAGAAUCUCGCAGCUAGUGCUGCGAGCUGGCCCUAUCCUACAGUCUAUCAUCCCUACGAUGCAGCCUUCGCUGGAUAUCCAUUUAAUGGAUACGGAAUGGAUUUGAACGGCGCAAGGAGAAAAAAUGCCACCCGAGAAACCACAAGCACGCUAAAAGCAUGGCUUAAUGAGCAUAAGAAAAAUCCAUACCCGACUAAGGGUGAAAAGAUAAUGCUAGCUAUCAUCACGAAGAUGACUCUUACACAAGUGUCCACAUGGUUCGCUAAUGCGCGCCGACGCCUCAAGAAGGAGAAUAAGAUGACCUGGGAGCCCAGGAACAGGGUUGAUGAUGAUGACAAUAAUAAUGACGAUGAUGACCACAAAAGCAAUGACGGAAAAGAUGCUUUGGAUGGAAAAGACUCCGGCACAGGAUCCAGUGAGGACGGCGAUAGACCCCAGCAAAGGCUAGAUCUUUUGGGACAACGAACAGAAUCUGAAUGGUCAGAAUCACGUGCAGAUAGUGGACCGGAAUCACCUGAGCCAUACGAAAGACCUAUUCACCCAGCAUACCAGCAUUUACCGUCACGCGCACCACCUGGAAGUACACCAGCCUCAGCUAAGCCCAGAAUAUGGUCACUCGCUGACAUGGCCAGCAAAGAUGGGGAAGCGCCAGCACCACCAUCGGCUGCAUCUGCUUUCUACCAGUCUGCAGCAGCAGCGGCAGCGGCCCGGCUCGCACACCCCUACAGCCGACCAGAACUAUACCGAGGCCUCUAUCCGCCGACUCAUCCCGCUGACGCGCUGCUGGAGUACUCGCGCUCCCUCGCUCUCGCUGCACCAGCGCCUGCUCCCCCCGCUCCCUCCCCGUCCUCGUCCUCGACCUCGUCGCUUGCCGAGCCGCCGCCUCCCUCCCGCGCCUGACCGCCUGCUCUUCGCCCGCCGCUGGCGCACCGACAAUAAUCACGAUCUCGGCCGACGAGCGCCGCAACGGCUUUGACGGCAUCACGUCUGUAAAUAUCGACCUAUAAAUAUAAAUAUAUAUAUACAUACGUAUAUACGUGAUAAUAAAUAAUUUAUGCACCGGUAGAGAAGCUUAGAUUUGUGAUAGUGGACACGUGAGGUUGACAUCUCGCUUACGUCGACGCUGCGUCCGCGCCGACCGACCGACAAUACUAGGUGCUAUUACGAGUUGGACCUUGCGACACGUUGCGUAGUUAUUACUGGAAGUGGUUAAACGAAGUGAUUUAAUAAAAAAAAUAGGUAUUAAUAUGUGUUAUGUUUCCUCUAGGUAAACGACACUUUUAGACUAUUAUUUCAUAUGUAGAGUGUAAAUUAUUAUUUUUUUUCGAAACGUUCUCCUUAUAUUUAGUGCCUAAUUACGUCCAGUUUAUCUCUUGUUUGAUAGUUUGGUAAAUAUCUAACGAUUCGAAUUUUAAUAUUUAUUGGUACGAGGUCAGUAGCUGUAACAUGUUUUCGUUUAAUGUACUAUUUUAAUAUAAGAAAUACUGAUGGCAGAUUGUGAGAUAUCUGUAUAGAUUCAUUUCUAGUCAGAAGACUAUGAUCGUCUAUGAUAAACAUAUAAUUAAAAAUGUCAUUAUAGAAGGAAGCAUUUUAAUUUAUAAGUAUUUUUUUAGCUACGAAAUCAGUUUUAUCUGGCGUAUUGAAUCUCCUUUGGAACAAAUAAAAAUAUGAAAAUUUAAUUAAUAAUCCAAAAUUGUUUACUAUAAAUAAAUCACUUAUUAUAAUAGUUAUUAUUGAUGAUUCGAAUUCGCAUUUCGUCAUCGUUUGAAUUUCUCACGAAGCAAAAUGUUAGCGGAAUAAAGCAAUAGCGAGCAUUGUAUUGUGAAUAAAUUUAGAUACAGUAUCACACUCAAUAAAUGUAAGAGAUUAAUAGCGAGUAAUGAAACAUUGUAAAAAUCUACUUUUAAAACGAAUACCGUAUAAUUGUUCUUAUAAUAUAAAUAUCAACGAAUAUUUAAAGUUGUCAUAGACCCGUUUGUCCUGAAAAAAAAAAAAAUACAAAUGACCUUGUAUAUUUGUAACAAAAUAUUGUAUAGGUAUAAUCACGGUUUGUUCCCGACACUGUAAAAUAUGUUUUUUUUUUCAAUAAUGUAGAGACUGAAAGUCCAAAAUUGAGUCUAUAAUUUUGUACAUACAUACAUCACUGUUGUAAGUAUAUACUGGUAACAUAAAUAUUUAAGAAAGGUAAACGCAAUAAUUUUUCUGUAUUAGCAAUCCUUUUGAUGUAUAUAAAAAAACGGCGGAAGACGGGAAUAGGUUAUAAAACGUAUGUCCGCACUUGCACGAUAACAUUUCAACCGUCACGACAUUUGUAUAAUUAAAUCACAAAAUAACAUACGAACCAGUACCUUAGUUAUUACUGGACAUCGUGACACAGUCGCAUCGAUGUCGCGUCGUGAAUUACAAUAAGACUUGCAGGAAAAGGAUCAUUUGGGAUGUACGAUCAGUACACCACAAUCAUUUCAGUGUAAAGAUUUGUGCAAAGCACCGAGUUACAAUGACUGACGUGCAAGUGUAGACGGUCGUAAUGCUCUCAGUGUUGCACGAUAAUAUGUGGUAUGAUGAAGUUACUUUCCUCUACGUUACGUAUAACAAUGAUAGUUCUGUGUGUUAGAAUAAUAUCGAGUAUUAAUCGACGUUUUACGUUUAUUUCAAUGUUAACUAUUAUACGAAUCCUAAUACCUUCGCAAAUUAAGUUAUUUAGGAUAUAUAUUGUUUGUAAUUGUAUUUUGUUAGCUUCAAUGUCUUCAACCGUUCUUCCGAAAGGUGUGUGAAUAGAUGCAAUAAAAUUUAAUACAGAAAUAAUACCAGAUUUUCAUUGUCGUCGAACCUCGAACCUCCACACGAUAUGUUAUUAG
Vanessa atalanta (red admiral) is the source of this 3560-nucleotide messenger RNA. RefSeq names its product homeobox protein caupolican (gene mirr). The coding region runs from base 313 to 1602 and encodes 429 amino acids. The record is from RefSeq and is a predicted model, not a curated record. The transcript is spliced from 5 exons. Gene Ontology annotation, biological process: neuron differentiation; regulation of transcription by RNA polymerase II; cell development. Gene Ontology annotation, cellular component: nucleus. Gene Ontology annotation, molecular function: RNA polymerase II cis-regulatory region sequence-specific DNA binding; DNA-binding transcription factor activity, RNA polymerase II-specific. Lineage: Eukaryota; Metazoa; Arthropoda; Insecta; Lepidoptera; Nymphalidae.